CACUAUCCCGCAGCUAGCUCAGUACUUCUCGUUUUGCUUCGAUGGACGAUGGAGGCGAUCCUUCCAAGGAGAAGAUCCAAGUGUCUCCCGCAGAUGAUCAAGGUCAAGAAAAACCUCAGGGCAACAACAACAACGAUGAUGAGGUAGACAUUCGUGGUGUAACAUCGAGCAAAGAAAACACGGGCACACCAAAGAAAAAUGUAAAGAAAAGAGGAUGCUGUGAUUUUUUUGAUUCUUCAACUUCGAUUGAAUCUGAUGAAGAAGACACGACACAUGCACCAACCAGAAGGGAGGAAGACAACCAGCGAAAUAAGAAUGUGAUGGUGGACGAGCCUCAGAGAGACAAGAAUGUGACUGUGAACAAGCCUUACUCAGAUUCAGAAGAAGAUGCUGAAGAUAUUGUCGGAAGCAUUACACUUAACAUAGAAGACUGGAGACCAGAGGUCACAGUAUACCCAAGCUCUCCUGAAACUGAUUCCCCGUAAGUAUUCAGGACUGGAGGCCAGAAGAAUGUACCAAAGUUUGGUCUGCUGAUUCCCACUUGUCAGCUGGAUAAUUUCGCAGUAAACAUUGAAUAAGUUGACUGUUAUUUGCUUGUAGCCUUUAUUACCCCGCAAUCCCCU
Oryza brachyantha (malo sina) is the source of this 623-nucleotide messenger RNA. RefSeq lists its product as uncharacterized. The record is from RefSeq and is a predicted model, not a curated record. The coding region runs from base 42 to 485 and encodes 147 amino acids. The transcript has 6 exons. Lineage: Eukaryota; Viridiplantae; Streptophyta; Magnoliopsida; Poales; Poaceae.